Arachis duranensis is the source of this 1185-nucleotide messenger RNA. Its product is annotated as protein FAR1-RELATED SEQUENCE 1-like. Gene Ontology annotation, biological process: regulation of DNA-templated transcription. The transcript has 4 exons. Lineage: Eukaryota; Viridiplantae; Streptophyta; Magnoliopsida; Fabales; Fabaceae. The coding region runs from base 1 to 1185 and encodes 394 amino acids. The record is from RefSeq and is a predicted model, not a curated record. Gene Ontology annotation, molecular function: zinc ion binding.
AUGGCACCGAAGGGCAUCAUCACAGACCAAUGCAAGUCUAUGUUUGGUGCAAUUAAGAAGGUCCUUCCCAAUACACGACAUCGAUGGUACAUAUGGCAUAUAACAAAAAAGAUACACAACAAGCUUGGAGGUUAUUUUAGGUUCAAAGAGUUGAAUGCUGAGUUGAAUCACAUUAUAUGGAACUCUAAGUCGGUUGAGAAUUUCAAGGAUCAAUGGGCUGAGUUCAUUGAUGAGUUCAACUUACAUCACAACAGAUGGCUAUCAGAUCUGUUUGAGGACCAACACAUGUGGGUACCUAUCUUUUUCAAGGGUCAAUUCUGGGCUUCCAUGAGGAGUACGCAGUGGAGUGAGGCCAUCGAGAGACGAUUUCAAAAAGAGUAUACCAACGAGAUGUUUAGGGAUGUCCAAACCGAGUUUGGCAAGAAGGCUAAUUGUACUAUUCGUGCCGUGGAAGAACAGGGCGACUCCGCUAGGGUAAAAGUGGAAGAGAAAAUACUAGUCUAUGAGACGACUCGAUAUGUUACGUUUGACGUCCAUUUUGACCGUUCGACUCACAAAGUUCGAUGUGAUUGCAACUUGUUCGAGAGUGCAUGUAUAUUAUGUUGCCACUGUCUUGUAGUACUUUCAUCUUACAAAGUUAAUGAGGUGCCUUCCUGCUAUAUUUUACCUCAUUGGAGCAAGAACAUAAAGCGCAAGCACACCUACAUUAAGAGUAGCCACGACGUUAGACGUCCAAAUGAAAGCCACAACAUAUUCAGAGGGUUGUGUGCACAUUUCUACAACGUUGCGCAGGAAUUCGUGGACUGUGAUGAUGAGACAGACAUGCUGCAUAAUGUUCUAGAGGAUGCAAGGGCCAAGCUAGUAGAUUACCGUGGCAGGAUGCGGAAAAACACUGUCGCUACUGCACACAAUAGCAUCAUCACAGACCCUUCAACCGUUUUUGGCACAGAGGACAUUCAAGCCCCAUCAAAGGUAACCACUAAGGGUCGUCCAAAAGGCAAAAGGCUAGGAUAUGAGUUGGAUAAAUCAAUCAGAAAAUCCAUGCAGAGAAAGCGGAAGAGUUUACGCAAGGAUAAUCGUGUAACAUCUGCUGCAAAUCAAGAUUCGGAGGCUUCUGCUCAGCAGAUUGCUAAGAAAGGACUUAGUGGAUUCAUGUCGCUGUUAAACUCCUUUGACCAUACCUAG